GAUGACACUUCAAAUUAUACAAAAAAAAAUAAACAAUAAUAUUUCAACAAGACAUCUUGACAUAUAUUGACUUCAAAAUGAAAACAAUCACAAUUGACCAGCCGAUUAACUUACGAAUAGUAAAAUUUGAACUAGACUUCUCUUCUUUAUACUUAGAUGAAGAGAAGCCGCAGAAAAAAAACAAAAAAAUUAAAAUACCAAAAGCCCAUUCAUUGAAGAAAGAAAGACAUAUUCCACCACCUCCGCCAAUCAAAAGCGUUGAACAGAAGCUGGAAGUAAAGGACUUGAUAGAUCAAUUACUAAACGACAUUUAUGCAAAUCAACGGGAUUGGUGUAGUAGCAGCGUCAUCGAAUGCAGUCAAGGAUCAACAGCAGCUGCAUCCUUUACGUCAUCACAAUCGAACUACGGAGAACAAACAGAUGCCAUUGAACGAAGCUACCUAGAAUCCUUAGAUAUUCAACAACUCAGUGAUCAAUUGAUUGAAUGGAAAGGCAGUUUACAAAUAACUGGAGAGCGCUUAGCAAAAUAUUUGCGGACACGAGAUCGACUUUAUCGACAACAGAAAAAACUAUGCGCGGCUUUCACCGUGCUUCUCCACCAUAUUACUGGCGAUACGAGCGCUCGCUUUGGAGUCACACCGGGCAACGAAGGCCCCGGCGAGGGCGGCUUCGCGGAGUGGCUGCAUGCAAUGCGCCUCGUCGCUCGUCUUCCUGCCGGGGUACCACAACAUUUUCGAAGAAAACUAUGGCUGACGCUAGCAGAUCGCCACUUGACCGCGCGGGGCAUCGACUGGCCGGUCGCCGAACGUGCAUGCUUCAGAGGGACCGCUCAGCCCGAUGAUACUGAACUUAGUGCUCAGAUUCUCAAGGAUUUACAUCGGACUGGCUGUUCUCUUUUUUGUGGAGUAGAAGGACGAGAAAAUCAAGCUAUGCUUCGGAGAGUGUUAUUAGCUUAUGCCAGGUGGAAUAAAGAUGUUGGUUAUUGUCAAGGUUUUAAUAUGUUAGCCGCUAUUAUAUUAGAAGUUAUGGAUAAGUCAGAAUCAGAUUCGCUAAAGGUAAUGAUAUACCUAGUUGAAGCGGUGCUACCAGAGGGAUAUUUCGCUGAUGAUCUCCGAGGCUUAUCAGCCGAUAUGGCUGCCUUCAGAGACCUCCUACGACUGCGGCUACCACGUCUUGCCCAACAUAUGGAUCAUUUACAAAGAAUAUCCGACGGUGGAGGAGUAGAACCCCCUUUACCAGAUGUAUUUACGAUGCAAUGGUUUCUCACGCUUUACGCCACAUGGCUGCCACGAGAUUCAUUGCUAAGAAUCUGGGAUCUAAUCCUACUAGAUGGCAAUGAAAUCCUAUUACUUACGGCACUUGCCAUCUGGGAUAUGCUUCAAGAUCGCAUUUUGUCAGCACGGUCGGCAGAUGAGUUCUACAGUUGUAUGGGAGGAGGUGUCGGUGCAGUGUGGGAAGCUGGAGAGACUCUAGUUGUAAGAGUUGUUGCUUUCAACUCAGCACCUGAACUGCCGCGUUUGCGAAGUCUGCACAGAUACAAAGUAUCACCACCAGCACCACCAAAUGCUCCACCAGCAUCUCAUCCUCCUUUACAAUCAGCUGUGCAGUCAAUGACGAAACGUGGUUUGCGACUUUUUUACUCUGAAGAUGAAGGUGAUUCUAGCGAUGAUGGAAAUAAAAUGGCGUUAGCGACGGUUAUGCCCAGACGGGAAGAUAGAGCGGGUGAUCGAUUGUCAUUAGAUAUAGGAGCACUCAAAAGACAAUAUGCCCGUCUUCGUGAAAGGCAGCGACAAGCUCAUGUUAUCUUAGCUGCUGCAUGUGCUCGACACGCUGCAGUUGGUGUUCCCACUUCUCCUACUUCACUAACAGUUAAUAAUUUGCUUCUGGGAAAAAGUGCAAUAGUUAGUUCAAGGGGACGAAGACUUGGUCCUCCACCGGGAGCUAUACCACCAUCACGCCAAACAACAUCUCUCCCUGAAAUAACAUGUCAACGUCAGAGCAAAGCUGCAAAUGAUACUAUUAGCUGGCAAGAUGAAAAAAGCCGAAAAUCACAAAAUAGAAGAAAUUCUGUUAAAUGGAAAGAUAUUAAGAAGGAAAAAAAUGUAGAAAUAGGAAGAAAAACGUCAAUUGAUUUAGAAGAAGCUGGUGAUGGCGUGAUAGUAUCCGAAUUAGAAGCUAAUGCAAUGAUAGCAUCAAUGCGAUCUCGUAGCUCUAGCGAAACUUCUUCAUAUUCUUCAAGGUCUGAAUCUAGUACAGAUACUAGUCUUUGUGAUGAAAAUGAAAAAGCAAGUGAUUCGGAACAAGAUUUUCCAUUUGAUGAUAAAGGAAAUAAUGGCUUAAAUCCUAGAAUCAAAAAGCAAUCUGCUAAACAAAAUUCUCCAAUGUAUAAAAAUAUCAAAAGUAGUCCGCCUAUUAAUAAAGAACCUUCUUUUAGCUGUACUUCUUCACCAGAAAAAAAUUUAAGUACGACAGAAAUGAAAGUAAAAAAUAUUUCUGAAUAUCUUGACUCCGCUGCUGGCGAACCCUUACGUGUUUAUAUAGAUGGUUUUGAAUUAAAGUUAAAAGAACCGCACGAUAUCAGCAAUAAGAAAAAAGGUCUAACUACAACGUACCCGCUAAAGUGUAUGCGUCAUCCUAGAUUAUUAUAUGAUAAAAAGUAUUCUUUUCAGAAACCAGAAUAUGAUGAAAGAAAGAGUCACAAAAAAACGAAUGUGUCAAAAUCCACCACUUUAACAGAUUAUAGCCCUAUUAAUUCAUCAUCUUGCCAUUGCGUUGUUAAUUUUGACUCACAAUGUAAAGAAUUACCUCAUAAACUAUGUUCUACCGCAAAACUACAAAAAAAUUCAAGACCUCCAGACAUUAUAGACAGUUUCGCUAUGAACCCGAAUUUUGUACCUGAUAUUGACCUAUCUGAGGGAGCAAUUCCAUAUGCUGAAAGUCCUUCGAGAAGUCCUGGUUCUGAUAGCCUUAUUAUCAGCGAAGAUGAACCACCAAUUCCAUUGAAAAUUGAUAAAUAUUUUGAACACAGUCCAGAAUUUUUUGGAGCUCGAUUAUCAGAUCCUAAUAAUUCUGAUAUUCCAAGUCGACGUCCCACAAAAAGAAACUCACGUUUACCUAAAAAACCAGAUUCGUUAACACUUCAAAGUAAUAAUAAUGAAAGGAAUUUAAAAACUGAAGUUGAACGGGCUUCCUCCUUACCGCAAAGUCAUAGUUUUAUAUGUCAAAAAUCAGUAAGCCCCGGAAUAAAUGAAGAAGGAAACCUUGAAAUACAAAUGAACAAUAUUAAAUAUAAUAAUAGUAAAAAUAUUUCUGAAAGUUCAAAUAAAACAAAUGUAGAAGAACUACUUGCAGACACAGACACAAUUGCAUCAAAAGAAUAUAUGUUACGAUCUGGUCGGAAAAAUAGCGAAAGGGCUUUACAAAUAAUUCAAGAAAAUUCACAAAUACUAAGUCGAAUAUUAACAAAGCAAAAUAUUUCUGCAGUAAAUAGUAAUUCAUUGCAAGAUAGUAUAAGUAAAAAUGUAGACAAAAAAUUCAAAAGUAGUUUACCUUCUCCAAAAAUAACCGAAACAAAAUUAUUAAGCUCCCCUUUGCUUAAAGAAUCCACCUCCGAUUCAUUAAUAGGUUGUCUUAAGAGAAUUCCUAGAGAAGUGACAACCGACAAAACUGAUAUUUUAAGAGCUAGACCAAUAUCAAUUGAUGACCCCUUUUCGUUAGAUACACGCAAUGUCGCAACUGGAAGUGACGAGUUUUCAUUUAAAAGUAUUAAAACACCUAGUAUUGAAGGUCUUGGUAACAAAACAGAUUUAUAUGGGUGGGAAAAUAAAGGUUUUUAUGCAAAAUGUGAUUAUAAAAGUAGCUCAAGUCGAACGGAACAUGUUGAUAGUGAUUACAAAAAUACGGAUUCUGAAAUUUCGAUUUCUAGUAGUUUACAGCAUAAAAAUAGAAGGCCUAUAUCAGAUGAUUGGUCGAAAUAUUCUUUUUCGAGUGAUUCAAAGAUUUCCGUUACGUUACCCUCUUCAGAGUCAAAAGAUGUAUCGACCUAUGAACGUCGUUUUACGUCUGAUGAUUAUAAUUGUUCUUUAACGAAUUCUAACAAAUACAAUGAUUCAUUAUUGAUAAAAGUAAGUGACGAGUGCAGUAAGACAAUGGAUCAAACUCCAAAAGUAUGUGAAAAUUUAGUAAAAACCGAAAAUAGCUCAUACAGUGAUUUUUCCCAGAGAGUAACAUCGUCUAUUAGUUUUACGUGCGAUCCGUCUUUGGAUGAUGAUUCACCAAUGGGUGCAAAAAGUAAUUCUAGUGAUACGUUAUGCCAAAUUACAUCAUUAGACCAAGUUUCUACGCCUAUUUCACCAAAAGUAUUUCCAAAUAAAGAUACACCAACACUUUCAAGGGACUCGAUGGAAAUAAGUGAUAAAGCUAAGAUUGAAAAUGAUGACACUUGCAGUGCUAUAACCUCUCUUUUAGAUACAGAUACAUUGUCGUCAUUGUCGUACCCACGCAGUCCUUCGACAGGUUCCUACCAUCCAUUUCCAACACGGCCACCCAUUCGCUUGCCUAAAGAUAUUGGAGUUAGAUUGGGUAUGUAUCCAAAAGAAUCGAUAAAUUCUCCGCAAAAAUAAAAACGAGUCCAAAUAAUGCAAAUACAAUUUAUUUUAUUAUUGUAUGUUGUUUCAUUAUUUUAAACUUUUUAUAUAUAUUUUGUGUUAGCUUAGUUAAUUUCGAUAUAUCUAGAAAUAAUUUUUCGAAAUAUUUACUUUAUUAAUUGUUAUAUCGGCUAAUCUUGCAUGAUUUAAGUGGAUAAACAAUUAAAUAUUACUUUGGUUAUAGUGUAAAAUAAUACAUAUUUUAAGCUGAUAAUAUAAUUCGCUUAAUAGCUAAUUCAGAAUACGAAAAGCUUUGUAUAAUAAAAUAAAAAAAAUUAACCGCUUGAAAUUUACCGUAUUCUAUUUGAGCUUUAUAAAAUGAUGUAAAAGAAACUGAAUAAUCACAAUACCUUCAUUUUGGUGUUUUUGAAAUGAAAAACAUAUAU
Messenger RNA from Nymphalis io (European peacock), 5032 nucleotides. RefSeq lists its product as uncharacterized. Gene Ontology annotation, cellular component: endoplasmic reticulum. The transcript is spliced from 14 exons. NCBI's taxonomy places the organism in Eukaryota, Metazoa, Arthropoda, Insecta, Lepidoptera, Nymphalidae. The coding region runs from base 78 to 4622 and encodes 1514 amino acids. The record is from RefSeq and is a predicted model, not a curated record.